Hypoxylon trugodes is the source of this 1070-nucleotide messenger RNA. RefSeq lists its product as uncharacterized. Bases 364 to 951 code for a protein of 195 amino acids. Lineage: Eukaryota; Fungi; Ascomycota; Sordariomycetes; Xylariales; Hypoxylaceae. The transcript has a single exon. The record is from RefSeq and is a predicted model, not a curated record.
AAAUCUCUUGCUGAUGUCUUACAUGUACGCGAUAGGACAAGCCCCGUGUCUUGAGAAAAAUCAUAGCCUCGACAAGGUUUGUUCAAGGGUAUCACUCAUGCCAGGAUCUAGAUGGCACCGGAAAGCGUGGAGAUUGGGCUUCUAGCGCCUCGUGAACCGCAGCGCGCCAAGCAACACUUCGACCAACAUCUCAUACAAGAUAAUGGACUCGGAUACAGGAGGCUUGUGAUAGAACCGACCAUGGGUAUAUAAACGUCGUAUGAAGCACGCAAUUUUUGUAUCCUGUCAGUCUUCACCCCUUCAUCCCCAUUCAAUCAACACUCUUCACUCAAACAUAUCUGCGAAGACAUAUUUCCAUUCACCAUGAAGCUAUCCGGAGCCAUCGCCCUAUUCUGGGCCCUCACUGUUGCGGGAGCAAAGCAGCGCAAUACUCGCAGAGAACUCACUGUUACCUCACGAAUCGACAAGCUCACAUGGGAUGACCCAAUCGUUAAGAAUGUUGCGCGCACCUUCCAGAUGGAUUCUGCCUAUAACAUAAGCUCCAUCAUCCAAGUCAACAGCACCAAAGCACCGUCCACCAAAAACAUCGGGAGCAUCAAGGCUCCCGCAGACGGAGGAGAAUGCAUUACCCCCGCAUACCCUCCUGUAACGGAGGACUGUGAAUCCCUGUGCGACAAUUUGUCCCAGACUCAAGGACCAUUGAUCGUGCAGCCGUUUGAAAUUUGGCAUUUUGAGGCGGGCCAAUGUCUAUAUGGCCUGGCCAACCUCGAUCCCUGCGAUGCUAUCUCGGUAGACCCGAUCAGCCAGCUAGGCCCGUACUGUGACUCUAUGUACUCGCAGUGUAUCGUCAAUGGUUACGAUGGUUACUACGAUGCUUCAUCGUCUAGAGCUGCGAUGGCGUUGACCGGUACCGCUGCCGCGCCGCCUUACCCCAACCCAGGAAACUGCUAGAUUGGUUGAAGCACUUUGUCGCGAGGCAGACGGGGAAGGGGAUGAUACAAAUCUGAGUUGGUCACUCAAGUCAACCAUGCCAACUAAGUUGAAACAACCAGAUUCAAGAUUGAAGGAUG